AUGAAUGAUCCACUCUAGCCUCUUAACCAGCUCUGUCUGAUUGCUUUCUUUUUUUGUUUUGUGUGAAAGUGUGAAGUCGGUGCUAAGCUUAAUUUGUUUUCCAUUGCCAAAACAGAGUAGUUGUGUGUGAAUGCUGCAUGUGACGUCCUCCUCCUUCAAUUUGAACAGAAACUUCUUUUCUCUUAAAAGCACAGAAACAUUAACCAUCAUCCAGUUUAGUUGCAUGUUAUCAUUGAUGGCAUGCCUAUUUCUUUCACAGGCGUUGAGAAUAUUCUUGCUUAUAUCGACAGAUCUGCGCCUGUUCCACAAUAUACGAUUGUACGGGCGAGCUGCUCCGCCAUCAUCAUGGCAGAAUAUGUUGUGGCUGGCAUCAUCAACUUUGAACGAGGCCUGUAUAGGUACUUUGAGUUGCAGAAGACCAAGAACUGGGAUGAUCUCCUAUCGCUCAAUUUUAGGACCUUAUCAGACUUGCGUGUCGCAAUUCUUGGAGCUGGUGUCGUUGGUGAAGAGAUUGCCAAGUCCCUGGUUCAAUUUGGAACUACGGUGAAUGGCUUUGCCAGGCGGAGCAGGAGCUGUGAAGAACUGCGAAGUUCACCUUUUCAGAAGAUUUCUCCAGAUCUGAGCUCAUUGCUUGAAGACUGUCACUACCUGGUCAAUGCACUCCCCAGCACCCCAGACACUGUUGGCAUGCUCAACGGGGAUGUCCUGAGGCAAUGCAAGAAUAGCCCUGUGUUCAUCAAUAUUGGUCGAGGAAGUAUCAUCUCUGAGGACUGCCUGCUAAAUGCUCUGAAGCAGAAGUGGAUCUCGGGGGCCAUUCUUGAUGUCUUUGAAGUUGAGCCACUGCCUGCCUCAAGCCCUCUUUGGGCAACUCCGGAUGUAAUCAUCACGCCCCACAUGUCUGGCCCCUGUAGGCCACAAGAAGUGGUCAAAAGUUUCAUGGUCAACUUUGAAAAGUUUCUGGCAGGAGAGCCACUCAUACACAAAUUUUCAUUUGAAUCUGGAUAUUAGGUUGGAUUCCUUCAACGGCAUUUUUUAAAAGGCCAGCAAUAGUUUUACUAAACACUAGUCACAGC
Dermacentor silvarum is the source of this 1073-nucleotide messenger RNA. RefSeq names its product glyoxylate/hydroxypyruvate reductase A. NCBI's taxonomy places the organism in Eukaryota, Metazoa, Arthropoda, Arachnida, Ixodida, Ixodidae. Bases 241 to 1008 code for a protein of 255 amino acids. The transcript is spliced from 10 exons. Gene Ontology annotation, molecular function: NAD binding. The record is from RefSeq and is a predicted model, not a curated record.